AUGGCAUCUCCAAUUUUUGUCCUAGAAACAACUUCCCUCAACGCAAUUCGAUCACUCCCCUCAGACAUCUACCUCGUCCACGCGACAAACUGCAUCGCCGAGUGGGGAGCUGGUAUCGCUGCCGAACUAGCGACGGUAUUUCCAGCUGCUUGCAAAGAAUACAAAAAGUUCUGCAACGCAGCCAUACCCGACGCGUCGAGAUGGCCAUCCCGAAGUCUUGCGGGGAAAUGCUACAUUAUUCCGCCUCAAGCUUCAGACACAGCGACGGGAGCUCCGAGGAUACAUAUUGUAUGCCUAUUUACUAGUUAUGGGUACGGAAGAGCGAAUCCGAGGACUGGAAAGCCAGGGAAGGAUGCUGCGGGAAAGAUCUUGGCGCAGACGAGGGCGGCGUUGAAGGAAAUGAGGGCACAGUUGGAGACUGCACAGGAACAGGGAACUGAUGGAGGUCCGGUCAUUUACUCUCCCAUGUUUAACUCGGGAGCCUUCAAGGUACCAUGGGGAAGUACGUCGCGACUUAUCGAGGAGGAGUUCAGCAGUUUUGAGGGCCGGUGGUUGAUAAUGGCACCUCCAUAA
Fusarium subglutinans is the source of this 573-nucleotide messenger RNA. RefSeq names its product adp-ribose 1 phosphate phosphatase. Lineage: Eukaryota; Fungi; Ascomycota; Sordariomycetes; Hypocreales; Nectriaceae. The coding region runs from base 1 to 573 and encodes 190 amino acids. The transcript has a single exon. The record is from RefSeq and is a predicted model, not a curated record. Gene Ontology annotation, biological process: peptidyl-glutamate ADP-deribosylation.